UUGUUUUAUUUACUCGCUUGGUACAAAAAAAAAAAAACCUCCCCUUCCUGUUUCGUUGGUCUGGAAACCCCUUGCAUUCCUAACGAAGACGAAGACGAACACGCGGACUGAAUUUAAGGUGAUUCUCCUGACAAUAGGCUACACUGGAUAAAGAAUCAUCAUGUCUGCCCGACUUCGAGUUAUACUGCAAGAAGAAAUCCGCAAGCUUUCCUUGCCUUCAGGAAUACCGCAGACUCUAGAGGAAUUGAAGCAUAUUGUACAAGAAACAUUUGCAAUACACCAAGAUUUUAGUAUUCAGUUCCAGGACCAAGAUUUUAAAGGUCAGUUUUUUACUCUCCUUGAAACGAAUGAAAUAAAGGACAAAGACACCAUCAAGGUGGUCCUUGCUGAACCAGUUAUCACAGUAACUUUUCAAGAUUCUUCUAAGGAUCAGGGAGUCCCGGAUAGCUUUGAUAGCAGUUGCACUGAGUUAUUGGAAGAUGUUGGUUCCUGCUCCACUGCAUCCAGUGAUACCACAAUUCUGUCUUCUCCAGGUAGCACCUCCUCCCUUCGUUCUGUGCCUUGGCCAGCUCAGUUUGUAAUUCCUACCUUCUCUUUUGACACGGAGCUCAUUCUUCAAGCAGCAAAUGAAGCUAACCUAAAGGACGGAACCUUACUUUGCAAUCCUGCAGUAAAAUCCAACAUUCUGGACAAACUAGCAGAGAGCAUCUUUGUCUACACCGCCUAUCCAUCAAGUGCACAAAGGGAGCAGGUUGCUGAGGCCCUGGUUAUGAAACACCCAUGUUUGAGGGACCCAGUAUCCUUCAAUGGUCUAUAUAGUUGGCACAACAGCCUGAAGUACAAACUUGGAAAUUUCAGAGCAAAGGUGAAACAUCUUGGAAUACCAGAGCUAAAUGUCAACUGUCUCAAGAGAAAGUCAGCUGCAGAUAAAACCCCAGCAAAAAACUUAAAAAAAGCAAAGAAAUCUGAGGUAAAUUAUCUCCCACCUCAUCCUCAAGGCGAAACUGAUACAUCCCUUGAAAAGGAGAGAGUGGAGCUUCUCUACGAGUACAAGAAGAGAGACAACAACAGUGUCAUUAAUGAGAAGAUGGCAAAAACCUUCUCAUUGCGUCGUAAAGAUGUGAUCCAGAAACCACUUGUUAUUGACUUAAAUGCUCGAUGGCCUGCCCUGUUUGAGUUUUCCCAGAUCGAGGAGGAAUUCCGGAGGAUCACACUGAAGCCACUACAGUCCACAUUCUUUGGGAAGUUGGACGAAUACACGCCUAAAUUGUUGAGACUCUACAGGAGGAAGGGAGGAGCUGUUGGGAAGAAACUUGAUGAGACCCUUGAAAUCAUGAAUGAGGCAUGUACUUUUAAAAUUAAAGCAGUUACUUUAAUGUUGUAGCAUUCUUAUAUCUGUACUUAUAGGGUCACAAAAUUGAAUUUCUGUCAUUCAUUUCUUACCCUCAUUUCGUCCAAAACCUUAAGACCUUCUUUCAUUUUCGGAACUCAAAUUAAGAGUUAUUUUUUUUUUAUAUAUAAAAUCUGAGAAUUUUCUGACCCUCCAUAGACCGCAACGUCAUUGCAACUUUUAAGGUCCAGAAAGGCGGUGAAAACAUUGCUAAAAUAGUCCAUGUGACUCCAGUGGCUCAACCUUAAUGCCAUGAAGCGGCCAGAAUACUUUUUGUGCACAAAAAUAAUGACAUUGUUCAACUAUUUUAUCUCUUCCAUGUCAGUCUCCUAUGCUGUUCACGUAGUAAACACAGCGUUGCCUUUCCGUGUUCUACUUAAAAAAAAAUGCUGGCUCAGUAUUGGCCUCUGGUUGGCCAGCUCCUGCGUCAGCAUCACAUGCAUGCAUCAUUGUGCUUGCGUGAACCGUGUCGGCCAGUAGUAAGCUGGUGUUGAAGCGCAA
Molecule: messenger RNA, 1891 nt
Organism: Carassius gibelio (silver crucian carp)
Lineage: Eukaryota; Metazoa; Chordata; Actinopteri; Cypriniformes; Cyprinidae
Exons: 4
Coding region: 161-1384 (407 amino acids)
Source: RefSeq, a predicted model, not a curated record